UUAAGUAUGUGGUAGAAUUGCAGCCUAUUAAAUAUCAAGAUCAAGACACUACCAGCGCCGCCAUCAGCUGACAUAAACAAGCAACAUGGCAGCGACUGCGGCUCGUCCUGUACCAGAUGGCUAUGAAAGAUGGGCAUGCCUCUACCCAGCCUAUAUCAACAAAGAUAAGUCAAGAGCCGAGGGCAGGAGGAUUCCAAAAAAUAAGGCUGUAUCAUCACCCACGUGUAAGGAGAUGCUGGAUGUGCUCUCCACCACUGGCCUUCAGGUGAGGGGAGAGAGGAAGAUUUACUGCCGGGAGAAGAGCAAGGAGCCACCAUUCUGGGGUCGUGUGAGAGUCCAGCUCAAGACACCAGCAGGGGAAGCAGUCAAUCCGAAGUUCAGAACACGGGAAGACGUGAUGCUGUUUGCUGCUGAGAAGAUCCCACAGUUAAAGACAAGAACCAAUCCCAAGCAUGGCCAGGAUGGUGGGCAGCAGCAGGGCAAGCAGGGCAAGGGCAAGAAGAAGAAGUGAUACAGGAAACUUAACUAGAUGUGUGUAGAAAGCAUUUGAAAAUAAUAAAAAAACAAAAAUAAAUAAAAAGGGUGACAGUGGUUAGUUCUCAGUCUUCUCCUUAACACUUUAAUGAUUUAAUAACUGCCUCUAAGUGACAGGCUGUUUUCCUUCCUCAUUCCUAUUGUUAAGUUAAAAAUAAAUGUUUUGUAAUCUGG
Molecule: messenger RNA, 708 nt
Organism: Portunus trituberculatus (swimming crab)
Lineage: Eukaryota; Metazoa; Arthropoda; Malacostraca; Decapoda; Portunidae
Gene: Srp19
Product: signal recognition particle 19 kDa protein-like
Exons: 5
Coding region: 86-511 (141 amino acids)
Biological process (GO): SRP-dependent cotranslational protein targeting to membrane, signal sequence recognition; SRP-dependent cotranslational protein targeting to membrane
Cellular component (GO): signal recognition particle, endoplasmic reticulum targeting
Molecular function (GO): 7S RNA binding
Source: RefSeq, a predicted model, not a curated record